CAAACAAUAAGCACAGAGCACAGCAGGCGCUGAGGGAUACAUUAUAAAAUGUAUGUUACAAGUGUUUACCUGGAGAGAGAGUUCCGGGGGUCAACGCCCCCGCGGCCUGGUCUGUGACCAGGCAUCCUGGUGGAUCAGAGCCUGAUCAACCAGGCUGUUACUGCUGGCUGCACGCAAACCAACGUACGAGCCACAGCCCGGCUGGUCAGGAACCGACUAGGUGCUUGUCCAGUGCCAGCUUGAAGACUGCCAGGGGUCUGUUGGUAAUCCCCCUUAUGUAUGCUGGGAGGCAGUUGAACAGUCUCGGGCCCCCUGACACUUAUUGUAUGGUUUCUUAACGUGCUAGUGACACCCCUGCUUUUCAUUGGGGGGAUGUUGCAUCGUCUGCCAAGUCUUUUGCUUUCGUAGUGAGUGAUUUUCGUGUGCAAGUUCGGUACUAGUCCCUCUAGGAUUUUCCAGGUGUAUAUAAUCAUGUAUCUCUCCCGCCUGCGUUCCAGGGAAUACAGGUUUAGGAACCUCAAGCGCUCCCAGUAAUUGAGGUGUUUUAUCUCCGUUAUGCGCGCCAUGAAGGUUCUCUGUACAUUUUCUAGGUCAGCAAUUUCACCUGCCUUGAAAGGUGGUGUUAGUGUGCAGCAAUAUUCCAGCCUAGAUAGAACAAGUGACCUGAAGAGUGUCAUCAUGGGCUUGGCCUCCCUAGUUUUGAAGGUUCUCAUUAUCCAUCCUGUCAUUUUUCUAGCAGAUGCGAUUGAUACAAUGUUAUGGUCCUUGAAGGUGAGAUCCUCCGACAUGAUCACUCCCAGGUCUUUGACGUUGGUGUUGCUUCAACUCUGAUGAAGAUUCGAUAAUUAUAUAGAAAAGCAUCAAAAUUUGCAUUAAGAGGAUAAUUUCCAAAGACAUGGCAUGCAUAACUUAUAAAGAAUUUAGAGAAGGUUGCUUGGGGUUCUUCAGGAUGGCUCAGAAACUCGGAGACAACUGGGAAUGUCGAGGAAAUGCCCAAGAAGAAGGAGGUCUCUAUCUUUGUAAGAGAGUGUGUUAUGAAAAUGAAUCUGGUAUUGAACACCAGCAAUUCUUAUUGAAAAGAUCACCACACUUAAUGGACAAAUGUAGUAUUGUAGAGGGUCAGGUGGAAGAGGGCACUCUCCAGGAUGAAGAACAACUGGAUUUAUCUGACCCAUCAGCUUUAAAUGACUUAAAUGCUAAGAAUUUUAUUACUUUUGAGUACCAUAUUGUGUAUAGUUUAAGUCAUUCUGUUCCUACUUUAUAUUUUAAUGCCUGGACUUCAUCAGGGAAAUUAUUAACUUUAGAACAAGUUUGGAGGCAGGUUCAUACUCAGUUUAGUGAACAAAUUCAGCAUAAUAAAUGGGAAACUUUAACACAAAAUGAACAUCCUCUGCUUGGUCGACCAUUUUUUCAAUUACAUCCCUGUAACACUGCAAAACUUAUGAGUCAGGUGACACCUGAUCAUUACUCUGAUUCCAAACUGUCAGUUAGGUAUAUUAUAAGUUGGUUAAGUAUGUUUGGACCUGUUAUUGGACUAGAACUUGCGCUGGACUAUUUUGUGGACUAGAAGGUUGCUUACAGAAUCCACAUUGUACCUUUAUAUGUAGAAGGGUAAUUUUUAUAUGCUGUAUUAAUAGAAACAACAAACUAAAAUAUCUAAAUUAAAACAACUUUAAAGUGAAACAAGUGUUAUCUAUUUAUAAUUUAUCAUAAUUACAAGUAUAUAUUUUGUUCUUAGAAUAGUUUGUCAUAUGUUUUACUGCUUUUUUUUAUAUGCUUUGAGAUACUGUACCUUAUGUCAGAUGCCUAAUUUAUGUUGCUCUUGCUUAUACAGUGGACCCCCGGUUAACGAUAUUUUUUCAUUCCAGAAGUAUGCUCAGGUGCCAGUACUGACCGAAUUUGUUCCCAUAAGGAAUAUUGUGAAGUAGAUUAGUCCAUUUCAGACCCCCAAACAUACACGUACAAACGCACUUACAUAAAUACACUUACAUAAUUGGUCGCAUUGGGAGGUGAUCGUUAAGCGGGGGUCCACUGUACUUCACCAGGUCUAUUAUUGUAGCCUUUACCUGUGUAUACUCUCACAUUCUCAUAAAAAAAAAAUACCUGUGGGCAAACUGUUUCUCAUGAUGAAGCUUGUGGUUGCAUUGGGCGACAAAAACUGGGGAUUCUCAUGCCAAACAAAUGUUUUUACUAUUAUACUAGAUAAAAAAAUUUAUUGUACAGCUGACCUUACAUCCUGGUAAUGCAUUAAUUUUGAAAUAGAAGAGUGUGGAGAGGGUUCAUGUGGACCCACUGGGGUUAGGUGGAUGGUUCUGGUUCUUGCAUUGAAGUGCGUGUGAAGUAUACCAAUGUGCAUGCUCAAGUAUUCUGUAAUGAAUAUCUGCUAUACAUGUAUUUUACUCUCUAGUAUACUUUAAAGAGCUGAUCAGAAAGUUAUCCCAUAAAUAUGAUAGUGUUUUUUAAAACUUUCAGAUCUUCCAGCAUUAAAUAUACAUUGUAGUGAAGACUCACCUCCUGUCCCUCACACAGUUUUAUAGAGCACUUAGAGCUUUGUUCCUUCUUAUCUGAGCAUUAAGUGCUCAGCCUACAAAUUUGGAUAUUUUAACAUUUAAUUUAAUAACCCCUUUGACAUUUUUUGAACAAGUAUAAAUCUUUAAUACUUAAUGCACAAGCUCUUAUUUUUUCUCAUCAUUUCUAAGUCUAUAAAUAGUUUAUUCAUUUGUGUACAACUCACACAAUUUCUAUUACAUGUGCAUCACCUCAAAGCCUUUAUUUAUUUAUUUAUUUAUUAAAUUGAACAUCAUUAGUAUUUGUAUUGGGUUUCAUAAGACAUAUCCAGGGCCCAGAUAGUUUUGAAAAUAUCCAAAAUACUAUAGUCUGAUAAACACAGUGAGGCACAAAACACUUCCAGAAAGCAACUGGCAGCCCACUAGCUUGGAAUACAAGUGGAAGAGGAGUCAUGUACUAUGGUAUGUAGUACCCAAAUUUAGUAUGUAAUAAUGCAUUGGUGUGUAGUACCAAUAUUUUGAGCAUUGGCCAAUUCUUUAAAGCUUUGCAUUAUAUAAUAUAAAAAAAUUUCGCACAUGAUCAAAAUUUUUGGUAGCACUUUUUCGGUUGCCUUGCAACAAAAUCAUGCUGUAAUAAAGCAUUUUUUUCCUGGUAGUUUAAAUCCUACAAGGCUGUGGCAGAUUUAAUUAAGUUGGUGGUAUAGUUAACCCUGGAUAUAAACUUAGGGAGAGGGGGGUUGGGUAGCCAAUAAUUGUAAUUGUGGUAGUUAAAGGUGAGAUUAUUUUGUCAUGAUUGUAAUAACAAACAAUUCAGUAACCAAGGUGCUUUGUCCUUUGCUUCCAAAUCUUGCGGAUUUUGUCCCAUACAUGUUUGCAAAGUUCAUUAAAUCAGGGUCUGUUAAAUUGAGAAUUUAAUGCAGUUCCUUCAGCAUAGUAUUCUCAGUAGCUUUAAACUACUACAGGAUCAGAAAUACAGUUAAUAUUAAGAUAAAAUCAACCCCGUAACUCACAGGGGAUUUUCCUGACGGUGAUGUGAAUCCUGAAUUUGCAGAUAGUAAUAGGAAAUUUAACAUGUCUGAAUUAUUGGACUGUGUUUUGGCCAUAUCUGCUUCAGUAUUGCUGUAAUCUUCUUAAUAGUGACAUUAAUAAGAAAGAGAACAUUUUAAAUACAGUGGACCCCCACCUUACAAACGCAUCACCUUACGUUAAAUCUGCCAUACGAAGCAUUUGAACGCAAAAAUUUUGCCUCGCCCCACGAUAAAAACUCGCCUUAUGUGAUUCGUCUGGGAUGCGUCCCACGCGUGGCCUCAGCUGCCCCGUGGGUGCCAGUGUUUACAAGCCAGCUAGUGCGGUUGCAUCUAAGCAUACAUUCGGUACAUUUCAUAUUAUCACAGUGUUUCUAGUGCUUGUAGCUGCAAAAUAAGUCACCAUGGGCCCCAAGAAAACUUCUAGUGCCAACCCUCUGGUAAAAAGGGUGAAAAUUACUAUAGAAAUCAAGAGAGAGAAUUAGUAAGUACGAAAGUGGAGUGCGUGUCUCGGAGCUGGCCAGGUUGUAUACCAGACCCCAAUCAACCAUUGUUACUAUCUUGGCCAACAAAACGGUAAUCAAGGAAGCUGUUCUUGCAAAAGGUGCAAGUUUGUUUUCAAAACAGAGAUCACAAGUGAUAAAAGAUGUUGAGAGACUGUUAUUGGUGUGGAUAAACGAAAAACAGAUAGCAUCUCUCAAGCGAUCAUAUGUGAAAAGGCUAGGAAGUUGCAUGACGAUUUAAUUAGAAAAAUGCCUGCAACUAGUGGUGAUGUGAGUGAAUUUAAGGCCAGCAAAGGUUGGUUUGAGAGAUUUAAGAAUCGUAGUGGUAUACAUAGUGUGAUAAGGCAUGGUGCGGCUGCCAGUUCGGACCAAAAAGCGACUGAAAAAUAUGUGAAGGAAUUCAAGGAGUACAUAGACAGUGAAGAAAUGAAACCUGAACAAGUGUUUAAUUGCGACGAAACAGGCCUGUUUUUUGAAGAAAUUGCCAAGCAGGACCUACAUUAAUCAAGAGGAAAAGGCACUCCCAGGACAUAAGCCUAUGAAAGACAGGCUUACUCUUCUGAUGUGUGCUAAUGCUAGUGGUGAUUGCAAAGUGAAGCCUUUAUUGGUGUAUCACUCUGAAAUUCCCAGAGCGUUCAGGCAAAACAAUGUCCUCAAGGCUAAUUUGUGUGUGCUGUGGAGGGCAAACGGUAAGGCAUGGGUCACUAGGGACUUUUUCUAUGACUGGUUACACCAUGCAUUUGCCCCCAAUGUGAGAAAUUACCUAAUGGAAAAGAAAUUGGACCUUAAGUGCCUCCUGAUAUUAGACAAUGCUCCUGGUCAUCCUUCAGACUUGGCAGAGCGACUUUCUGGGGACAUGAGCUUCAUUAAGGUCAAGUUUUUGCCUCCUAAUACCACUCCUCUCCUGCAGCCCAUACACCAGCAGGUCAUUUCAAACUUCAAAAAACUCUACACAAAAGCUAUGUUUCAAAAGUGCUUUGAAGUGAUCUCAGACACUCGAUUGACUCUAAGAGAGUUUUGGAAAGAUCACUUUAGUAUCCUCAGUUGUGUAAACCUUAUAGGUAAGGCUUGGGAGGGAGUGACUAAGAGGACCUUGAACUCUGCUUGGAAGAAACUCUGGCCAGAAUGUGUAGAAGGGAUUUUGAAGGGUUUGAGGCUAACCCUGAGAAGCGUAUGCCAGUUGUGGAAUCCAUUGUGGCAUUGAGGAAGUCCUUGGAGCUGGAGGUUAGUGGGGAAGAUGUGGAAGAGUUGGUGGAGGAGGACAAUGAAGAGCUAACCACUGAUGAGCUGCAAGAUCAUCUUCAACAGCAAGAGGCCAGACCUGAGGAAACUGCUUCAGAGGAGGGGAGAGAGAAAUUGAGGAAGUUGCCCACUUCAAAGAUUAAGGAAAUGUGUGUAAAGUGGGUUGAACUGCAAACCUUUGUGGAUGAAAAUCACCCUGACACAGCUACUGCAAGCCGUGUUGGCAACCUGUACAAUGACAAUGUUAUGGCCCGUUUUAGGAAAGUCUUAAAGGAACGGGAGGUACAGAGCUCUAUGGACAGAUUUGUUGUGCGACAGAGGUCCAGUGACUCUCAAGCUGGUCCUAGUGGCAUUAAAAGUAGAAGAGAUGUAACCCCAGAAAAGGACUUGCUACCUCAAGUCCUAAUGGAAGGGGAUUCCCCUUCUAAACAAUAACAACUUCCACACUCUCCCUUCCUCCCAUCCCAUCAAUCAUCACCAGAUCUUUAAUAAAGGUAAGUGUCAUGUAUUCUAUUCUUAGUAGAGUAGUAAUUGUACAUGUCUUCUUCAGUUUGUGUGUAUUAAAAUUAAUAUUUCAUGUGGUAAAUUUUUUUUUUUUCAUACUUUGGGGUGUCAGGAACGGAUUAAUUUGAUUUCCAUUAUUUCUUAUGGGGAAAAUUAAUUCGCCUUACGAUAAUUUCAGCUUACGAUGAGCUCUCAGGAACGGAUUAAUAUCGUAAGGCGGGGGCCACUGUAAAAUUCUGUGGUCUGUUUUCGGAUCAUAAAAAAAAUAUGAAGUUGUAGUUAUCCCUGAAAUGGCCUUCAGUAAAAUCAUUGUAUAUAAUUGAAACACACAGAGUUCUGGAGCUCAACCGUCCCUACUAUAUCUUUCAUUGUACAGUAUUUUGAAAAGAAUGUGCGAUUAACAAUGACAAAUUUUUAUUUUAAAUUUUAUUAAUAAAAUACUGUAAUACACAAGUUUGAAACUUGUUUUUCUUGAAAACAAUGUAUACAAUAUAUAAUUUGUGUUCCAUACAACAGUUAUUAUAUAUAGGUGAUUUAUAUUAUGAGCUUUUAUCAUUCACAACCUUCUGUUAUACAGUGCAGAUUUAGUGUACAAUACAAUUUUCCUGAAUGUGAAUUUGUCGUGUAGCAGUGAUAAACCUGCAUAGCUUCUAGUGAAGCAGUGAUGCACCUGUGUAGCUUCUAGUGUAGCAGUAAUGCAAUGUGUAUCCUCUAGUGUAGCAGUGAUGUAACUUUGAAGCUUCUAGUGUAGCAGUGAUGCAACUGUGAAGCUUCUAGUGUAUCAGUGAUGCAACUGUGAAGCUUCUAGUGUAGCAGUGAUGUAACUGACACUUCUAGUGUAGCAGUGCUGCACCUGUGAAGCUUCUAGUGGAGCAGUAUUGCAUUGCUGUAGCAAUGUUAGUAAGAGCACAUUGAAUCCAUUGUUGCUUGUAAAAUUACUUAAAUAAGUCAUUCCAGGAACUUUAUAAGACUGAGGAAGUAAGUCAUCCCAGGAACUUUAUAAGACUGAGGAAGCAUUUAUGCCUCUCAGAUUUAAUUUUUCCAUGUCUUCAUUGAAGUACAUGUAUUCUAAAGCUUACAACAGCUUUAUAUAUACAUAAAGGUACCAAUAUCAUUAAUGUUAAGGUUCCAGUCACUUCAUGCUAAGUCAUCAGACCGUUUUAAUUAUUUUAAACAUUCAUAUUACUAGCACUGUACUGUGUACACAACUGAGUAUUUUUUCUAAACUAUUGUAACACUGAUGACUUCUUAAUAUACAUAGCCUAUAGUAUAUAUUGAAAUCCAAGGUGUUAUUGCCUCCCAUUCCCCAGGCCUUGUAUGACCCCUGUGGUUUUAGCACUUUCCCUUUAAAUAUAAUAAUAAUACAGUAUUGGGUGUACACAUUUGUGCAUAUUCUUUUAUUAAUGAGUGUACUUGGAGGGUUUAACUGGAUGGUGUUCUGGGGGUCAGUGCCCCUAUGGCCCUGUCCUUGACCAGAUCUCCCUGUGGAUCAGGGCUUGAUCAACCAGUAGAACUGGAAUUGCAUUCACAUCACACAAAUUUAGUUAUUGUCUUCUUCACUGCUGUACACAUGUCCUUGAACUCCAGUUUUCAGUGGUUCACUAAGUCAUAAAAUGUGAAAAUGCUCAAGUGUUCUACAUGAACACUUAGUUCGGUCACUAGUUCAGUGAUCAAAAAUUCACAUCGUAUCCCUACAUUUGAUUUUAUGAGAUUUUUCAAGUGUCUUGGCUUAGAUAUAAGUAUUUCAGUAUAUCAUGUAAUAAGUCAGAAAUACUUGACUUUGACAUUAUUAAAGUACAUUGCAGAAAUUUACAUAGGAAUAAGUAUCAGGUGAAUUUGUCUUUAUUUAAUGUUACUUUUAAACUGCACUAAUUAAUGAUGCAUACCCUGUAUGUGUAAUACAGAUGUGAUCAGUAUAUACAGUAUACUGCUACAUUUAAAUCCAUACAUUAAAACUAAAAUCCAAUAAUUUAUCACUGCAGACAUUGUGGCCAUUUUCUAAUUAUAUUUUACCAGAAAUGUACAUAACAUUACAUGGUGAAGAUUUUGCACACCAGUACAGUAGUAAUGUUUAAUUUUUUGUUUUAAACUUUUUUCAACAUAUAGAAUACAUCCAUUGCAGCACAUUUUUGUCAGUUUGCAAUAAUGUUAUGAACAUAGGAAGUUGGUAAUUAAAGUUACUGUAUAAUGGUACAGCUACUGUAAAUGUAUACUUAUAUAGUAUUAUAUAUGAGAUGUAAAAAAAUUAACUUUGGUUUAUCAUUAUUAUGGUAACAGUAAAAAUAAAUAUAAGUGUGGGAUUCAUAGAAUACUGUAUACUAUAGGAUAUACUUUAAACGUGGUUUGUAAAACAAAUUUAUCACUUAUUAGUUGCAAUUCUGUUUUCACAUUUAUCUGGUUAAAACUCAAAAUAACAUGCAGUACUGUACUAAAAAAAAAUAAAAAAUGUCUUGUGUGCCUAAGUGUAAUGUAUAAUUUUUUGUAGUGUAGUAAAGGAUUAAUAAAUACAUUGAAUAGAAACUAAUUAUCACAUUAUUAUUGUAGAUUAAAGCUAACAAUUUAAAUUUUUACGUACAGUACAGUAUACUGUAUAUAUUUUAUAGACAAUUUUGUACUGUAUCAAAUACAGUUAGAUGGUGAAAUGUGCCAUUGUCCUCUGACUAGAUAGAUACUGUUCUGCUUUGUUCUAAGACCUGGAAAAAUAGAUGGUGAAAUGUGCCAUUGUCCUCUGACUAGAUAGAUACUGUUCUGCUUUGUUCUAAGACCUGGAAAAAUUUAGGGGAAAAUGUUUUCUGCCUAUUUUACAAGCAUAGUACAUAACUGUAUAUUUGUGUUUGUGACUAUAUAUGUGUGCGUUUGUGACUUUGUAUGUAUGUGACUUUGUGUGUGUGUGACUUUGUGUGCGUGUGACUGUGUACAUGUGUGCAUGCAUACGUAUGUAUGUAUGUGUGUACACUCAGAUCCUGUCCCUGCCUCUUAACUUGCCACUCUUCAAAUUCAAUCCCUUUGAGCUUCAUGGGCCCUGUCAUACCUAUCCGUUGAACUACUGGAUGUGUGGAGCCUGCCUCCACCAUUUCCCCACCAAGAUCAUUCCACUUCGUGACCACUCUUGAGACUGAAAAAAAUAUUUCCCAAGAUCCCUGUGGCUCAUCUGUGACUUCAACUUCCAGCAGUGUCCCCAAGUUCCCAUUUUUCACCUCUCAAAUAGUUCUUGAACAACUUGUCAGGCACUGCAACAUCAUGGAAUCUUGGUUCAGAGAACAUCUACAAGACCUUCUUCACAGCUACUACGUACAACUAACCCAUCCCUUUGGGUAGGACCUACUUCCACUGGGGAAUCUCGCCUACCAGUGAAUAUGCCCUCAUCUGCUACACGUACCUAUCCACUGAUGCCUAUAUAACCACUGGUCUUCUUGCCUUUGCUCCAGAUUCUCUACCACCACGAUGCUGUGAACACUAACUCCAAGGCUGAGGGACUGAUUACCUCAUCUUUUGUAUAUAGUUCUACUGUCUUCUAAUUAUGUCCUAGAAUCUGUAUUGAUAAAGCCACUGGAUGGCGAAACGUCUGCAAUAAAGACAUCCAGAUGUUG
Cherax quadricarinatus is the source of this 9371-nucleotide messenger RNA. NCBI's taxonomy places the organism in Eukaryota, Metazoa, Arthropoda, Malacostraca, Decapoda, Parastacidae. The record is from RefSeq and is a predicted model, not a curated record.